AUGUCUCUUAAGCACCGCCCCAGUCCUACAGGAAAAGCGAAAGAACAGAACUCAGUCGCCAUUUCAACAGACAAGGUUGUUGAACGAGGAAGCAAUGAUAGAAGAGUGACAAAGGUCACGAAAACGGUGCGGGGGAACCCCAAGGGGCUGAAAGAAUAUUCGCCUACUCAAAAAGUCCCACCAACUCAAUUACUCGAUGUGUAUGUGUUUGGAACAAACUGCUACGGCGAGCUUGGUCUGGGAGAUCUGACAAAGAAACCGGAAUUGCUGCGCCCGGUUCUCAACAAGAAACUAGACGCGCAGAGUAUCGGAGUCGUCCAUAUCGCUGUUGGAGGCGUCCAUUCAGCGGCUCUUACUCGUGACAAGCGGAUUCUAACAUGGGGCGUCAAUGAUGAAGGGGCCUUGGGAAGAGAUAUUCAGCAAGAUAAGGAUGAGGACGCUCGCGAUGCUGAUAGCGACAAAAGCGGUGUCUCAUCGGGCGAUGGGAGUGACGAUGAUGAUAUUACUCACAAUUUGAAAGAAGCUACACCACUGCCUGUGGAUCCUUCGCUUUUCCCAAUAGGCACUGUGUUUUGCCAGCUUGCUGCCUCGGACAGUGCGACUUUUGCUUUAACAACGGAUGGCCAGGUAUAUGGUUGGGGAACCUUCCGAGGGGCUAAUGGAGGGAUUGGAUUCUCCCGCGGGAGCAAAAGAGAACAACAAACGCCUCUUCUGAUUCCUGGUGUCUAUGACGUGGUCAAAAUUGUUGCUGGUGCACAGCACGUGUUAGCAUUGACAUCAAAAGGUACCGUUUUUAGUUGGGGCUGUGAUGAACAAAAUCAACUCGGGAGGUGUCGGGCAAGCCGCCAUCAUCAACCUCAUCCUCUAGAUCCAGAACUAUGCGCUCUUCCAACUGGGAUCAGGGAUGUUGGGGCGGGGCUAUAUCACUCCUUCGCUAUCCAUAAGACGGAUGACGUAUACGCAUGGGGCUCGAACAACUUUGGGCAAACUGGCGUUAUGACGAGCGCCGGCCAGAACGAUGCAAUCGUGGCAUAUCCCAAUAAGGUCCCCGGUUUGAGAAAGCAUGCCCCGCUUGUCUCAAUCUCCGGUGGAAAGGAUCACAGCAUGGCUAUCACUGAGCACGGUGAAUGCCUGAUUUGGGGUCGCAUUGAUAACAAGGCACUUGGCAUUGCACUCGAGGAUAUGCCCCAAGCAGACGUUAUCUGUGACACAUACGGUAGACCACGAAUAUUGAAACGGCCUAAUCUUCUACCGGGGUUGGAGGAUAAAAUAAUUUUCGGAACUGCGGGAACUGACCACUCCUUUGUAAUUACAGAGUCCGGGAAAGCCUAUAGUUGGGGCUUUAAUGCCCAAAGUCAGGCUGGUCAGCCGGGUCUUGAUGAAGUCGAAAGGCCAACUCUUCUUCACAGCAAGUACCUCGAAGGGAAACAACUAGUCUCGGCAGCCGCCGGUGGUCAGUUCAGCAUCGUGUUUGGAAAGUAUCUGUCGACAAAAGACUCUUAA
This is a messenger RNA of Penicillium pulvis, 1503 nucleotides long. RefSeq names its product RCC1-like domain-containing protein. Gene Ontology annotation, molecular function: guanyl-nucleotide exchange factor activity. Lineage: Eukaryota; Fungi; Ascomycota; Eurotiomycetes; Eurotiales; Aspergillaceae. The record is from RefSeq and is a predicted model, not a curated record. Bases 1 to 1503 code for a protein of 500 amino acids. Gene Ontology annotation, cellular component: cytoplasm. The transcript has 3 exons.